ACAGGCGACCCCAAACAACAUGAUCUGUCCUCAUUCAAGGACUCCAUAACAGGCAGCUGCCUAUGCGGUAGCAUCACAGUCACAAUCAACGACAACCUCUUCCAAACCCGACGUGGCCACCUCUGUCACUGCGUAAAUUGCCGAAAAGCAACUGGCUCCAUAGCAGCUACAAACCUCACCAUCGAAGAAGAAAAAGUUGACAUCAGAGAUAGAGAUGGCACCUUGAAGCUCUAUGAAGAUAAAUCUACCAACAGCGGAGAUCCGAACCAUCGCUGGUUUUGCGAUGUGGAUGGAAACCCAAUCUUGUCAAAACUCGAUGCGACGCCCGGUAUAGUCACCAUCUCGAUGGGCAUGAUGCCGGUAAUUCCCACGCCUGAGCAGGAAGGUUUCUCUGAGCACAAGCAUGCUUGGUUCAAGAGCCCUGACGGUGUCAAGUCGUACAAG
This is a messenger RNA of Aureobasidium namibiae CBS 147.97, 444 nucleotides long. RefSeq lists its product as uncharacterized. The record is from RefSeq and is a predicted model, not a curated record. Gene Ontology annotation, molecular function: carbon-sulfur lyase activity. The transcript is spliced from 2 exons. NCBI's taxonomy places the organism in Eukaryota, Fungi, Ascomycota, Dothideomycetes, Dothideales, Saccotheciaceae. The annotation marks the transcript as partial.